Molecule: messenger RNA, 450 nt
Organism: Chlorella variabilis
Lineage: Eukaryota; Viridiplantae; Chlorophyta; Trebouxiophyceae; Chlorellales; Chlorellaceae
Exons: 3
Coding region: 1-450 (149 amino acids)
Biological process (GO): cilium assembly; intraciliary transport
Cellular component (GO): centrosome; motile cilium; intraciliary transport particle B
Source: RefSeq, a predicted model, not a curated record
AUGCCACAGCAGCUCACGCUGCACGGCGGCGGCGGCGGCGAGGCGCCGCUGCGCUGGGUGGCCGACCCGGCGCGCCAGCCGCAGCAGCUGGACGCCUGGAUCGAGGCUGUGGAGGCGCUGCACCAGGCUGACGCGUCUGCCGAAGCGCUGGCGCCGCCGCCGCCAGACCUGGAGGCGCUCAUGCAGGAGUGGUCCCCCCAGAUGCAGGCCCACAUCCACAGCAGCCCGCUGCCAGACCCGCGCCAGGACGUGGACCUGGCCACCUACGCCCGCAUGUGCUGCAGCGUGCUGGACCUGGCGCCGCCCGCCGGCGCCGGCCUGCCCGGCCUCGUGCACUGCCUGCACGCCAUGUUUGCCCUCUACCUAGAGUUCCGGUGGAACCCCGCCUUCCAGCACCGCGACGUGUUUGGCGCGGCGGGGCCCGCGGGCGCGGCGGGCGAGCUGGCGUGA